Messenger RNA from Monascus purpureus, 1253 nucleotides. The record is from the annotation of a GenBank genome assembly. Lineage: Eukaryota; Fungi; Ascomycota; Eurotiomycetes; Eurotiales; Aspergillaceae.
GCAGAUUUCAUCUCGCCUGGUUUUCAUCGUCGAGUAAAUGAUUCACAAUCUUUUUAACUGACCCUGAAGGUUACCGUAGGGGUCAGUUAAUAGAUAAAAUGAAAUGAAAUUCCCACCCUGACGUCCCAGCAUUCUUUUUCAAAUUUAGGCUCUUAGACAACUCAAUGGAUCGCCUUAUUAUUCCAUUAAUCUUACGGCCAGAUUAUACCUGGCCACAGCGGAUGCAGUCUGCAAUCCAGCAGACUACCCCUCAAGUACCAGUUAGGCCCAGCAGAUGCACCAGAAUACUCUGGGGCAUCAUCCACAAGUUCCUUUACUACUUCUCUCAAUGGUACUGCUCUUGGUUUGGUCUCCUAUUCGAUGCAAAUAUCAUUCAAUUACCAUUUGGCCUUGUUAUGAAAUGGACAGACAGGACGAGUGUCGAGGAGGUGGUCUCAAUGCAAAUGGCAAGAUCUGCCGGAAUGCCUGUACCCAAAGUCAUCAGCUGUGGUGAACACCUAGAUGCUCCUUUCAACCGAAGAUUUUCUAUCUUGAUGACAAGGCUACCUGGUGUACCUCUUGCGAACUCGAACGAUAAACUACAAGUUGAUGCCGAUGAGCCUUGGCUGGAAGAGUUGAAAUCCUGUAUCACCUCCAUGCGAUUGUGGCAUUCUCCAGGGUCAGAGACAAUUUGCUCUCCCAUUGGAACUCACUUACGGAGUUCACGAGUUCCUGGGCACAUCAUGGGUCCUUUUUCCAGCAUAGAGGCUUUUUACAACUAUCUUUUUGCUCCAGCUUCAGCUCAUGCAUUCAAAUCCGAUGCUGAAUACCAAAAAACUCUGUCAUGUGCAAGAAGGUUACGGAGUCAUCGGCAUAGAAUUGUAUUCACUCAUGGAGAUUUUAAAGCGCACAACAUUCUUGUUGAUGAUGAUGGACAUUUAUCUGGGUUUCUUGACUGGGAAUCCGCAGGCUGGUAUCCAGAAUACUGGGAGUUUACUACAGCUAUGCGCUUUGGGAAAGAUAGCUGGUGGUUCCAAGUUGCCUCUUGGAUGGGUGGAAGACAAUAUCGGGAGGAGUUGGACUCCGAUGUGGCUCUAAAUCUAUUAACCGUCGACUCUUAUAUAGCCUUUUAGUGACUGAGGCUUCUAAACAUUAAGUUGGUAAUGUGAAUGCUAAGAAACAUACACGCAUUGGAUUUGGGUAACGAUCACGUGUUAUAAACGUGAAAGCAGAAAAACAAUGGAUAUACGCAAUUCUGCUCAACUCCAUCCUCG